This is a messenger RNA of Pseudo-nitzschia multistriata, 2564 nucleotides long. Lineage: Eukaryota; Bacillariophyta; Bacillariophyceae; Bacillariales; Bacillariaceae. The record is from the annotation of a GenBank genome assembly.
AAUCCUUUUCAUUUUCAUUCCUGGUCAAACCCUGUCGAAGAGUGUUUUGGACGGAUAAUUAUACCAGUAUGUAUGGCCACGUUCCACAAGGCUAUACAGAAGACUCAGUUUAUUUCUUUUUCUUUCUUUUUCUUCUUUCCAUUUUCAUGUUGUUCACUAGCAAUGCCUACCUUUGUCAAUGAGUGCAAGUUACGAUUUAAGCCAUCUAAACUACCCAGAGCGAAUGGGCUGUCCUUGUUGACAGCUGGAUCCAAAUAUACGACUUUAUCGACACCCGCAUUGCUACUCUUCACCAUAUCAGCAUAGAUUUCAAACAAACAUUGCUGCUGUCCAAGCGAUGUUUGACUCAAUAACUUGGCCCGUUCCGCUUCGGCGGCAGCCUUGAGUCGGAUCGCCUCGGCUUCAGCCUUUGCCUUCAGUAGGAUGGAAUCAGCCUCUGCUUGAGCUUCUGUGAUGGUCUGCAAUUUGAGUGCCUCAGCUGCGGCUUUGGCGGCCUCAAUUUUGCGGGUAUUUGCAGCAGAAUCUAAGGUUUCUUGGGACUUCGCUUCUGCCAUGGCCUUGAUCUUUUCACAGUCUGCGGCUGUUCGUUCCUUUUGCACCGCAAUCAAGUUUUGUCCUUGCAAGUUGGAAAGCUGAUUUUCGACGUGUGCUGUCGUCAAACAAUUCUGUGCAAUUUCGUUGGCCAGUUCCGUAUCCAUAAUCUUGAAGGAUUCCAUCCGAAUAUUGGCAAUAUCCACUCCAUAUCGCGUCACCUAGGGAAUAGAAGGGCGAAAAGCAAAUUCGAUGGACGUGAGAUACAAGGGACCAAACAAUGUAUUAUAUCGUAUGAGAUGCCUGUAAUUAUUCACUUACAAAAUCUUCGUGAAGUUUCGACAUAAAUUCAUCAUGUGCUCUAUCGAAGAAGUAGGAUGUAGCAGCUUGUUGGUCAAGCUCUGUAGUAUCCUCUGUUUCUUCAUCGUUCACUACUUCGGCGUUUGCGACCAUCAAAGGCUUUUCCUCUCGUGCAGCAGAUAUCUGACGACUCUGAGCAAUCUGAUUUAAAGCUGUUGAGCGAAUGAUAUUAGUCAAGGUGGCCACGGCCGUUUCUCGAACCAAAUCCUCUAAUUCUUCGGUGUUCAGGGUCUGAAUGCAUUUUUCUGGAUCCACAAUCGAAUAGAAGACGUCGGCGCGAACUCCUACCUUGACCAAGUCCUUGGUUUCACAGACAAGCAAAUCUGAAUCGUCAUCAAGUUCUUGUUCUCUCUGUUUUCCGACCUUUCCUUUCGAUUUGCCAAUCUUAUGGUGGGCUCCAUAUGUGAUUAGUCGAAUACUUCGCUGCUUCGUGGACAAAAAUCUCUCAAAUAUGUGAGUUGAACUGUCGAUGACGUGUCUUCCAUUUUCCAGAACUUUCAAAUGACCCUCAUCAUAUGUGAUCGCAACUUCUCCAGUGUAAACUAGGAUGACUUUCUUGGAUCCUAGUUCAAUGAAACGCUUCGAUGCAUCGACAAAUCCGACGAAAUGCACGUUAUUGCUGUUGAACUCGUAAAGACCUGGUUUGUCUAGAAGUAAGGGCUCGUUCUGGUUCCAUGUCAACGCAAUUGUCCCCCGGGGAACCUGUAGAAUAGUAAUGGUUCCAUGCGAUAUGCAUAGAUUAUCUGGAGAAAUUAUCUCAGUACCUUCGUACGAGAAGUUGGGUGACUCAAUAAUGUGCCUUCCCUCUCCGUAAAGGCGAGGAAGGUUAUCGCAAUUGGCCUUGGCCACUCGACCUUUUACAACAUUCAAGAUGUGAAUAGAAUCAUGACCAAUGUAUUCAUCGCUAAUAUUGACGAGACCAACGUAUUUGAAAAAGGUCGACUUGAUGAAAUGUUCUCCCUCCUUGAUGAGACGGGGCACCAACGAUUUGCCCCCAUUCGUGCCCAGGACUUCUACCCAGACCUUGGCAUUUUUACCUCGUGGUACGUUAAGGUAAUGAUAUGGGCCAUGACUGAAAUACUUUUGUUUGGCAUAUUCCACGACACCAUAAUACUGAACUGUUCCCGUGUUAAAAACAUGCGUUCCAACAUCUAGAAGAUUAUGGACUCCUUGAAUUGUUAUCAAACCAACUUGGCCUUCAAUGAUUCGAAUAAUUAACACUUGGUUGUUGCCUGCCGUGAUUAGGUUUGUGUCCAACGAAAUAUUCUUUUUGUCUGUCACCCAGUGAGCAAGACUAUCGCCCAGCAACCACCAGCGUCCUUCAGAAACGGCGUAGAACGUUUCAUAUUUCUUGUACAAUGAAAUGCAACCGGGACGGAUGGUAUGGCCCAAAAAAGCAAUAGCUCUCGAGUGAGAGGUUUUCUUUUUUUGCAUUGUACGGGAAGAGUGAUUUGUUUCGGCAUCCACUUCUGAAUCCAAAACCAUUUCAGUGUUGAUCAUGUCGACGAUAGUUUGUGGGUCGUUUUGGUCGGCAUUAGGUCCAAGAAGGGGGAGGCCUUGCAAGAAGCCAACGCAGUCCUCGAGCGUCUGGGGAAGACGAUCUUCGAUUGGAGACUCGAUGAAUUUGAGCUUUCCAAAAUCCAUGUUGGAUGGACUAAAAUAUCCUUCCACUU